GAAAACCUCCUGUCAGUUACGGAGCACCAAAGAAUGAUUCUCAAAUGAGCUGUUUAAAUUGAUGAACCGUUACAAAUUGUACCAUUUUUAGAUCUAAGUUUCCCAGAUUUUCCAAAAAACCCCAGGCUAAAUCCCAAAAAAAAAAAACUCAAUUAUUAUAAUAUUAGGUAGAGAGAGCUUGACAAAAUACAAACAACAUUAGCACCAUAAAUGCUAACUACUGUCAGAGUGAGAGUAUAAAAUGCCAUAGGACCUUGAUUUAUUAUUCACAAGGAUUUCUUGUGGUUCUGUUUCAAGAGAAUCAAAGAAACCAAAUCUCUCUCUCUCUCUUUUUAGUUUACAAAAUACUUUUAUUUUUUAUAUCUUAUUUUAUAAUCAGUGGACGAAUAUUAUCAAAAACAAUGCUUGUUCAUAGAGAAAAAGAAAAGAUGCUGAACAACAAUGAUGAAAAUAAUGCGGCUGGAGAUGGGGAUGGGGCGGAGUUAAACCUAGGUGCACCACCUCCAUUCAAAAUAGCAGAUAUUAGAAAUGCAAUCCCAAAACAUUGCUGGGUUAAAGAUUCUUGGAGAUCUAUUAGUUAUGUUUUUAGGGAUGUUGUUGUUGUUUUUGGGUUUGCUGUUGUUGCUGCUUAUUUCAAUAAUUGGUUUCUUUGGCCACUUUAUUGGAUUGCUCAGGGUACCAUGUUUUGGGCUAUCUUUGUUCUUGGUCAUGAUUGUGGACAUGGAAGCUUUUCGGACAACCCAAAGCUUAACAACAUUGUAGGCCACUUGCUUCACUCCUCAAUCCUUGUUCCAUAUCAUGGAUGGAGGAUUAGUCAUAGGACUCAUCAUCAGAAUCAUGGACAUAUUGAGAAUGAUGAAUCAUGGCACCCUUUGUCUGAAAAGAUAUACAACAGUUUGGACUUUAUGACAAAGAAGUUAAGGUUCACCUUUCCAUUUCCCUUGCUUGCAUACCCAAUAUAUCUGUGGACUCGAUCUCCCGGAAAAUCAGGUUCACAUUAUCACCCAGACAGCGGUCUGUUCACUCCAAAAGAGAAAAAUGAUGUUGUAACCUCCACAUUUUGUUGGUUAGCAAUGGUUGUAUUGCUCUUGGAAUUGUCUUUUGUCAUGGGUCCUAUACAGGUGCUCAAGCUCUAUGGUGUUCCCUAUGUGAUUUUUGUCAUGUGGUUGGACUUGGUGACUUACUUGCAUCACCAUGGCCACGAUGAAAAACUUCCUUGGUACCGUGGUGAGGAAUGGAGUUACCUUCGCGGAGGGCUUACAACAAUUGAUCGCGAUUAUGGAUUGUUAAACAACAUCCAUCAUGACAUAGGAACUCAUGUCAUUCACCAUCUUUUCCCUCAAAUUCCACACUAUCACUUAAUUGAAGCAACAGAAGCAGCAAAGCCAGUUCUUGGGAAAUACUACCGCGAACCAAAGAAGUCUGGGCCUCUUCCACUAUACAUAUUCAGUAUUCUCUUAAACAGCCUAAAGAAAGAUCAUUAUGUUAGCGACACAGGAGAUGUUGUCUACUAUCAAACAGACCCAAAACAUCUGUAGUCUGACUUGACCGAUUCAAACAACUACCAAAGAUCAAUUCUUCGAGAUCAUUUGCUGUGAUGUCCGAGAUAUAAGCAUGUUUAAUGUUUAGUUUCUUUGGUAAAUUAGUAUGUAAUCCAAACUAUUGGAAUGUUUAUCGCCUAAACCAGUAAAGGUUCAGUAUGGUAAAUGUAUCUGUUGGUGGUAGUUGCCUUGCCUAAAGCCUAACUUAUUCGGCAAAUACACAUUUUCAUUCAGGUUUAUACUUAGUAUAACUCGAUUUCUAAUGAACAUGUAUUUGGAUAAUUCAGUAUCUAAUUUAAUCAACAAAUGAUGCAUGUUCCUGCA
Molecule: messenger RNA, 1865 nt
Organism: Spinacia oleracea (spinach)
Lineage: Eukaryota; Viridiplantae; Streptophyta; Magnoliopsida; Caryophyllales; Amaranthaceae
Product: omega-3 fatty acid desaturase, chloroplastic
Exons: 8
Coding region: 402-1538 (378 amino acids)
Biological process (GO): lipid metabolic process
Molecular function (GO): oxidoreductase activity, acting on paired donors, with oxidation of a pair of donors resulting in the reduction of molecular oxygen to two molecules of water
Source: RefSeq, a predicted model, not a curated record